Molecule: messenger RNA, 1837 nt
Organism: Anarrhichthys ocellatus (wolf-eel)
Lineage: Eukaryota; Metazoa; Chordata; Actinopteri; Perciformes; Anarhichadidae
Exons: 8
Coding region: 82-912 (276 amino acids)
Biological process (GO): cellular response to lipopolysaccharide; negative regulation of T cell proliferation; T cell costimulation
Cellular component (GO): external side of plasma membrane
Source: RefSeq, a predicted model, not a curated record
UCAGCGCUGCAUAUCAACAGACUUCAGACAACGUGGAGGAGAGAGAAGAGGACUGAGCUAAGUUUCCAAACAGCAGUCAUCAUGAAGACCGUCACAAAGCGACACUGGGUUCUCAUAUCUCUACACUGUUUUCUGGUUGGCAGUUUAGUUGAUUCCUCUUCCUCGUCCUCCCGCUUGCUCUCCGUCACCUCCAAGGUGGGGAACCGGGCGGUCCUUCCCUGCAGCUGGAAGCAGCGCCUCCAGUUGACCCCGUCGGCCUGCCACGUCCAGUGGGCGACGCCGGCCGACACCGUGUUCGAGAUGAACGGGAACGACAAGUGGGAGGCGGAGGAGUUCGAGGGCCGGGUGGAGGUUCCCGAGGAGAAGCUGGGGUCCGGGAACUGUUCUCUGAUCAUCAAUGACGUCCAGAUCGGAGACUCGGGGAGAUACGAGAGCUUCAUGGUGGUGGACGGGAUGAUGGCCAUGAAGACCAAGGUCUUCAUCCAGGGCGUCAAGCUGUCCGUGUUCGACCACAAAUCCUUCCAGUCUCGAGGUCCAGGUGAGGACUUAGUCCUGGAGCUCUACACCCGUCACUCUAUGAGAGUCGUCUUCCAGGACAGGAACAGCUCGGAGUGGUCGGUCCUGUGGAAGAGGGAGGACGAAGACAGCGAGCGUCUGCAGAGGCAUUCGGUCAACGAGCAGCUGAGGAUGAGGAAGCUGAAGAGCUCGGACGAAGGAAUCUACAAAGUCCUGGACGAGCGCGGCCUCGCCGUCAGCACCGUGCAGCUCUCGGUGGAAGAAAACUCCACAGCUCUCAAACGCCACCAGCUUCUGGAGAAACAAGCGCUGACAGAUGACGCUGUCAGAAGCAGCUGUUCAGCUCUUCUCUUCUCUGUUCUCGUCACGAGUUUCCAAAUUAUUCAUCUCCUCUGAUUACAAUCCUCUCUGCAAAUGAAACACACACACACACACACACACAUAUGUGUGUGUGUGUGUGUAUAUACAUAUAAACACACACACACACAGUAUGUGUGUGUGUGUGUGUAUACAUAUAAACAGCUACCGACACAGUAGAGCCAGCAGAUGAUAACUGUUCCAUCAGACUGUGGUGUUUCUGAACGUUAGAGGUGUUUCUGAUGAGUCAGGUGUUUGUCUUUGAGUCGACUGUAAGUUAAGAGAGAGUGACGGAGUGUCUGAAAUGUGAUUUAAGUGAAGAAAAGUUUUGUUUGUUUGUUUUUUUUAAACACUCCGACGUCGACAAAGAUAAAAUGAACUGAUCUCAAAAUAAUUUGUUUUAAAAGAAAAAUUCUACAUUUUUGGAAAUCUUAUUUAGUUAUUUGAGAGUUAGAUGACAUCACUCACAUACCCGUCUGUUAAAUAUGAAGCUAGAGUCACGAUGUGGUUAGCCUAGCUUAGCACAAAGACUGGAAUCGGAGGGAAACAGCUAGCCUGGCUUUAUGUGAAGUUCAGAAACGCACCAACCGGCUCCUCCAACGCUCACUAAAUACAUCCUCUAUCCAAUCUGUCCAGAUCAAGUUCAUACACGUGUACAAACACAACACUCUUUAAUGGAGUGAUGUGUGAGGGACGGUCUCAUGAACUCAUGAUGAAGAACUCAGAAUGAAGGACUGAAGGUUUUCAAGUGUUAACUUCUCAAAUUAGAGAAAUCAGUUAAAAAUGUGAACGACAUCGUGCUCGAUGAAUCUGAGACUGGAAAAAAUAUAUCCUUAUAUACGUGUGUGCGUAUGUAUACGCACACACCUAUGCAAACAUACACACACACACACGUAUGUAUUUAUAUGUGUCUCCUAUGAGGAUGUAAUUAAUGUUCUGCGUUAGAAGCUGGUUGGUUUGUAGA